CGGUGAGCCUUUCCCGGGCGGUACAUAUCGGGCAGCGGCGGCGGGGCGGAUAGUGCAGCGGGACGGUGCGUUUGUGUGACAACCGCGGACUUACCGACAACAUGCCUCCGUUUCUAUUUGGUCUUCUGGGCUGCUCCCUGCUCGUCUCUGCUCAGGCCUUGUACUCCUCCAGCGACGAUGUGGUGGAACUGACUCCGUCCAACUUCAACAGAGAGGUGAUCCAGAGCGACGCGCUGUGGCUCGUCGAGUUCUACGCCCCCUGGUGUGGACACUGUAAGAACCUGGCCCCGGAGUGGAAGAAAGCCGCCACGGCCCUCAAGGGUGUGGUGAAGGUCGGAGCCGUGGACGCAGACCAGCACAAGUCUCUGGGAGGACAGUACGGCAUCAGAGGAUUCCCCACCAUCAAAGUGUUUGGAGGCAACAAGAACAAGCCCGAAGAAUACCAGGGAGGUCGGACCAGCCAGGCCAUCGUGGAAGGAGCUCUGAACGCCCUCAAGUCUCUGGUCAAAGACAGGCUCAGCGGGAAGUCCGGCGGCUCCAGCUACAAGCAGAGCGGAGGCAGCAGCGGCGGCGGCGGCAGCAGCGGGGGGCAGGACGUGGUGGAGCUCACGGACGAUAACUUCGAUAAACUGGUCCUGGGCAGUGAUGACGUGUGGAUGGUGGAGUUCUUCGCCCCCUGGUGUGGACACUGCAAGAAUCUGGAGCCGGAGUGGGCGGCCGCCGCGUCAUCGGUGAAAGAUCAGACCAAAGGCCGAGUGAAGCUGGGAGCAGUGGACGCCACAGUGCACCAGGGCCUGGCCAGCAGAUACUCCAUCCGAGGCUUCCCCACCAUCAAGAUCUUCCGUAAAGGAGAAGAGCCCGAGGACUACCAGGGGGGGCGCUCUCGAGGCGACAUCAUCAACGCGGCUCUGGACCUGUUCUCCGACAACGCCCCGCCUCCUGAACUCGUCGAGAUCAUAAAUGAAGACGCCCUGAAGAAGACGUGUGAGGACAGUCAGCUGUGUGUGAUCGCCGUGCUGCCUCACAUCCUGGACACAGGGGCUUCUGGGAGAAACGCCUACCUGGACGUGAUGAUGAAGAUGGCCGACAAGUACAAGAAGAAGAUGUGGGGGUGGCUGUGGACAGAGGCCGGAGCUCAGCUGGACCUGGAGGCCGCUCUGGGCAUCGGGGGCUUCGGGUAUCCCGCCAUGGCCGCCAUCAACACCAGGAAGAUGAAGUUUGCUCUGCUCAGAGGCUCCUUCAGCGAGACGGGCAUCCACGAGUUCCUCAGGGAGCUGUCGGUCGGCCGUGGUUCUACUGCCACACUGGGAGGAGGAAACAUGCCCAAGAUCAGCAAAGUGGAGCCCUGGGAUGGAAAAGAUGGACAGCUUCCGUUGGAGGAGGACUACGACCUCAGCGACGUGGAACUGGACGACGACUUUGGCAAAGACGAAUUAUGAGCCCCCGAGCCCGAACUCAUCCCGGACUUUACCCGGACCGGACCAGGUCUGGGGCCGGUCUUCGGUCCCACGGGCCACGCCUCCUCUCUCCUGUGGACGAACGGGGAGGCCGGGCGCCCGCAGUUACUGAAAAGUUACUCCUCCCAAGACCCGUCCGAAACCUGGGACCCGCGGGGCGACUUCACACAAAAACUGCUCACGUUUCUACUUUUAUUUUAUUUUUUUUUUAUUUCUGUGGCGUCGUGCGGAGCCUGUCACACGGGGAGGCCACAGAACAAACGGACGAAGUCAAAUUGUGAAUCCUCUUUGAAUGAUUGUGCUUUAAGUAAAUAUUUGAACGUGUUUAAGGUGCCUUCUGCUCCGGCUCCUCUGUGGUUUGUCUCAGCCGGUUCCUGCAGACGACGCCUCCAACCAAACGUCUAAACAAUUCUACAAAUUCUCACUGCAAAAAAUAACUGGUUAAUUCAGCAGAUUAAACCGGUCUGACUCACACAUAUAUAUAUAUUUAAAUGUUUUUCAGCUUCGACUUUGACUUUUCUGAUUUUCGUAUUUUUGAAAUCAGUCAAAUAAGAAACUUUGGUAACACUUUA
Messenger RNA from Boleophthalmus pectinirostris (great blue-spotted mudskipper), 2029 nucleotides. RefSeq names its product protein disulfide isomerase family A, member 6 (gene pdia6). The coding region runs from base 102 to 1439 and encodes 445 amino acids. Gene Ontology annotation, cellular component: endoplasmic reticulum lumen. Gene Ontology annotation, biological process: response to endoplasmic reticulum stress. The transcript has 13 exons. The record is from RefSeq and is a predicted model, not a curated record. Lineage: Eukaryota; Metazoa; Chordata; Actinopteri; Gobiiformes; Gobiidae. Gene Ontology annotation, molecular function: protein disulfide isomerase activity; protein-disulfide reductase activity.